Messenger RNA from Culicoides brevitarsis, 968 nucleotides. It is a transcript of the gene Pex14, whose product is annotated as peroxisomal membrane protein PEX14. Gene Ontology annotation, biological process: protein import into peroxisome matrix, docking. The coding region runs from base 76 to 855 and encodes 259 amino acids. The record is from RefSeq and is a predicted model, not a curated record. Lineage: Eukaryota; Metazoa; Arthropoda; Insecta; Diptera; Ceratopogonidae. The transcript is spliced from 3 exons. Gene Ontology annotation, cellular component: peroxisomal importomer complex; peroxisomal membrane. Gene Ontology annotation, molecular function: signaling receptor binding.
AAACCUUUGAUCCUGUUCGGGAAAAAUCACGAAUUGACCCAAAAAACAGGAGUUUCCUUGUUUUUUUCUGUUAAAAUGGAUCGGAUUUCAACCAAUAAUGAUGAUCCCGAAGCUCUCAACUUGCGUGAAGACUUGAUUAUCACUGCGGUAAAUUUCCUCACAAACCCGAAUGUGAAGCGAUGUACGUUGUCACAGAAGCAAAAAUUCCUUCGAAACAAAGGACUAACCGACAAAGAGAUCGAAGUUGCUUCCGUUCGUGCUGGAAUCUUCCUCCCUAACAACAAUAAUAACAGCAAUAAUAACAAUGAGACCCAACAAAGCUCAUCUCAUACAAUCAUCAACAUGGAUCGUCACAGUUUAAUUGUGCAACCUCCGAAUGCUGUGUCGACCUUCACGAAGAUCAAAAGUCUCUUUGGUUCCUUGGCGCUUGUCAGUAGCUUAAUGUACGGCGUUUAUUAUGUGAUCCAAAACUUUAUCAAACCUUUUCUCUUUGGAUCGCGAAAACCAAAGACGGUAGAGCAAAAACUUGACGAAUUCACGACGCGCGUCGAGAACGACUUGAAAAUGCUUUUCAAGGAAAUCAACGACAUCAAAGCUGAUAUUGCCAAAAGUAAUCAAACGGAAAUGGUUAAACGCGAAAUUCAAGCAUUCCAACAGGAUUUAGAUAAGAUUCGGGGAUUACUUUUAAACAAAAAACAAUUUGCUAGUCCAUCGUUGCCAAGUAUGAUGCCAUCAAUCCCUCAAUGGCAAUUAGAUGCUGCGGCAGCGCAAGAUCCUGAAGAGGAGAAGAACGAAGAUGCCGGAAGCGGCUCGAGCGAAACGAAAAACAGUGACAGUAGUUUAGAAAUUAUGUAACUUUUAAGCAGUUUUUAAGUGUAAAAAUGGGAGAAAAUAGAAUUUUUUAUGUUUUAUUGUACGAAAAAUUAAAUUUUUCAAAGAAAAGGCUUCAAAUACUUUCUAAAAUUUGU